CACAGUUGAUAUCCUCAUGACGUCACUUAUGUUGGUAUUUCGUGUGUGGAACAUUGUGGUCUUUUAUGAAGUCGCAGUAGGAGUUAUGGUAGCACAUGGUAGCCAGUUGUGAUGGUUUUAAUUAAAAGUUAGUCAGAAAAUGGUUUUUGAAACAAGUCAAGAAAGACAUCGACCUGGCGUACUAAAACAACAGAAUAAAGCACAUAAGCACGGUAGGCACAGAAGUAAAGGCGCCAUUGACAGUGCUAUAAAAGGGAGAACUUCAGCUAAAGUUUUCACUAAGAAAGCACGUCAUGAACUUCGUAAAGAGGAAAGAAGGAAUAAAGCUUCCCAAAUAAGGCAGAAGAAACGGGAUGAAAUUUUAUUCAGAAAACGUUCUCUAGGUGGUGGAUCUUCAGCGCCCUUUCUUAUAGCAGUUAUUUCUUUGUGUGAUGACAUUGACCCUCUUGGUGCUGUGGAAUUUCUAAAGCAAGCAGAUGAGGAAGCAGUUGUUACACAGAGUCGUGAAGGAAUUUUACAUAUAAGCAUUCCUAGGUUCAAACAGCGGUUCUCAGUCAUGGUUCCUUUGCAUGGAGAUUUGUAUAGCAUUCUGGAUGCAUUAAAAGUGGCUGACACAGUCCUUUUCCUGGUCUCGGCAUGUCAGCAACAUGGCGUGGAUGCAGUGGGAGAAAAGAUAUUGACCUCUUCUUUAGCACAGGGACUACCUUCCACCAUUGUGGCUGUAAUGGAUUUGGACAGCUUACCACCCAAGAAGCGACAUGAUGGAAAGCAGAAUCUUCAAAAAGCAUUAUCAUGUUGGUUGCCUGAUGAAAAAAUUAUGACUUUGAGCCAAUCCACUGAUGGACUGGCAAUUCUUCGGCGAACAGGAAGUCAGAAGCAGCGUUCUGUUAACCACCGUGAUGUACGACCCCAUCUUUUUGCAGAAAUUGCGGAUUACACUCCAGAUGCUGAGGGCUCUUUAGGCACUUUGAAAGUGACUGGCUAUGUGCGCUAUCAACCCAUGUGUGUCAAUUCCCUUGUCCACAUCCCAGGCUGGGGAGAUUUUCAGAUGUCUCAGAUUGAUGCUGCUGAGGAUCCACAUCCAUUGGAGAAAGGAAGGAAAGGAGGCAGAAAAGAUGUCAAUGAAACAAUGGAUGAAGAUGAGAGGGUGUUGGAAAUUGCUGAUCCCGUGAUACAGGAGUCACUUCAAACUGAAAACAUCCCAGAUCCUAUGGAAGGUGAACAGACAUGGCCUACUGAGGAGGAACUUGCAGAAGCUGAGGAGCAGUCUAGAGCUAUGAAACGCAGAAUAAAGAAGGUACCAAAGGGAAUGUCAGAGUAUCAGGCAGCUUGGAUACCUGACAGUGAUGCAGAGGAAGUUGAUAUUAGUGAAGAUGAUGAGUGUGGUAUGAAUGUUGACUUGGAUGCAGUGAGCGAAGAAAACACCUCUGAUGGAGAACAGGCCGAUGAAGGGGAAUUUGAUACUGUGACGAUGACUGACUUUGGUGUUGAUGCUGAACGAUAUGAUGAAAGAAUGGACUUGAUGGAGGAGGAAGAGACUAUGAAGAAGAUUAAGGAAGCACGAAUGGAGCAACUCUUCCCUGAUGAGCUUGACACUCCAAUGGAUACUCCAGCAAGGGUCCGUUUUCAGAAGUAUCGUGGUCUUAAGUCAUUUAGAACAUCCCCAUGGGAUCCCAAAGAGAAUCUUCCAAGUGAAUAUAGCAGGAUAUUCCAGUUUGAGAACUUUGAUCGCACACGCAAAAGGAUUAUGAAGGAGGAAUCAAAGGAAGGAGUUUUGCCUGGUUGGUAUGUCACUGUUCAUGUCAUCGGAGUUCCACAGCAUCUGUUUAACUCUCGUCGGCCGAAUCAACCACUUGUUCUAUGUGGAAUGUUGCCACAUGAACAAAAAAUGUCUGUUCUGAACUUUGUUGUCAGGCAUCCAAAUGUUGGAAAGCACACACAGCAGCCAGUCAGAGCAAAGGAGCAACUAAUCUUCCAUUGUGGUUACAGGAGAUUUAAAGCAUGCCCUAUUUUUAGUCAACAUACUAAUGGCACUAAACAUAAAUAUGAACGAUUCUUCCGGCCAGAAGGUACUGUGGUAGCAAGUGUUUUUGCUCCAAUUAUGUUCCCACCAAGCUCUGUGUUAGUGUACAAGGAGAUGAAAGAUCAUUCUCAGGAACUAGUUGCAACAGGACACCUGCUGUCUGUGAACCCAGACCGAAUUAUUGCAAAGCGUGUUGUACUGUCAGGACAUCUGUUUAAAGUGAACAAGCGUUCUGCAGUUGUAAGAUUCAUGUUCUUCAACCGCGAAGAUAUAGAAUGGUUUAAGCCAGUAGAAUUGAGAACAAAAUAUGGGCGGAGGGGACAUAUUAGAGAACCCUUAGGUACUCAUGGUCAUAUGAAGUGUGUGUUUGAUGGACAGCUGAAAUCUCAAGACACAGUGCUGAUGAAUAUUUACAAACGUGUAUUUCCAAAGUGGACAUACGAACCAUAUGUAAAUGUGCCACAGUCACUGUAUGAUUCUUUGGUUGUUGGUUGUGAUGAAAGUAUGAAUUAAUUGUGAUUAUGUAGACAUGUCUACAUAUGUUUUUAAUAACUAAUAAAAUUUUUGGAGAACAAAGUGUA
Zootermopsis nevadensis is the source of this 2604-nucleotide messenger RNA. RefSeq names its product Tsr1 ribosome assembly factor (gene Tsr1). The record is from RefSeq and is a predicted model, not a curated record. Gene Ontology annotation, molecular function: U3 snoRNA binding; GTP binding; GTPase activity. Gene Ontology annotation, cellular component: nucleus; preribosome, small subunit precursor. Lineage: Eukaryota; Metazoa; Arthropoda; Insecta; Blattodea; Termopsidae. Gene Ontology annotation, biological process: ribosome biogenesis; endonucleolytic cleavage of tricistronic rRNA transcript (SSU-rRNA, 5.8S rRNA, LSU-rRNA); maturation of SSU-rRNA from tricistronic rRNA transcript (SSU-rRNA, 5.8S rRNA, LSU-rRNA).